This is a messenger RNA of Hibiscus syriacus, 1630 nucleotides long. RefSeq names its product GATA transcription factor 11-like. Gene Ontology annotation, molecular function: zinc ion binding; sequence-specific DNA binding. The transcript is spliced from 5 exons. Bases 618 to 1604 code for a protein of 328 amino acids. The record is from RefSeq and is a predicted model, not a curated record. NCBI's taxonomy places the organism in Eukaryota, Viridiplantae, Streptophyta, Magnoliopsida, Malvales, Malvaceae. Gene Ontology annotation, biological process: regulation of DNA-templated transcription.
UUUAAAUGUUUGAAUUUAUUUGCAUUUUUUGCUUUCUCUUCUGCAUUUCAGAUUACUUUCUGUUUGGUUACUCAGAAAAAUGAAGAAAAUGAUAUUAACUUUUUUCUCUAUUGUUAUCAUUUACUAACUUUCAACAUUCCUUUUGCUGCAUUUCAUUUUCUCUGUAUCCAAACAAGCUUUUGUAAAAAAAAUUAUUGGAACUCUUUUAUAUUAUUUUGAGUUUUUAUUUUUUUAAUGAAAAUUGAGCUGUUAUUACUGGUGUUAUUUUUUUUUCUUUUAUGUUAACCGUCAUGCUAAAAUGACGACUUAACUGAUUCUACAAACCUAGAAAAAAACUUCACCUAAAUAGAGAACUUUAAUAAUGUUAUUAAUUAUUUUAUUAUUGCCUAAAUUACUUUAGUGUCCUUAAUCGCUUCGAAUUUUUUAAAAUUUCUACACGAUAAAGAUGUUACCGCUGAAGAUAUUGCUGCUUUGUGCAUAAGAUAUGGGUAAAAAACCGUGAUUGUUUGUUGAUAAGCUAAUUUCCACGAGAUAAUAACUAUUUUCUGACAGUAAUCAGCUUUUUCUCUUCUAUUUUGAACAGAAAAUUAGAGAAAAAGCGGAAAAAGGUUCUGAAAAUGAAUAAUUCUUGGUUCGACAAAGGCUUCAAUGGGGUUGGGGUCAAUGAUGAUUUCUUUGAUGACAUAAUGGAGUAUUUGGAUUUACCAUUUAAAGAAGUUGAAGGGGAUGACUGUCAUGGUAGUAAAGAAGAUAAUAAUGACGGUGAUGAAGAGUGGGAUUGUAACUUUGAGAACUUAGAGCCUCCACCCACCAAUGUUUUGGUCGGCUUGUCUUCUGGAUUUUAUGGUGAUUUUUUCAGUGAUAGUUUGGAGAAAAGCCUUACAAUUUCAUGUGAUGGAUCUUCUGAGCUAAACCAACAGUCAAGCGAUACCAUAUCAAGACAUCCAGACACCAGAAGAAGCAUUACCUUGCACAAUGAGUCUACUGAUGUGAAAGGUUCAACCUGGUUCCAGACUUCCAGUCCAGUAUCCGAGCUUGAAAGCAGCAGUUCUUGCUCAGGUGCAAAUCCUGCACCUCAUAACCCUGAACUAAGUUUCACAGUGAAGCGAGGUCGAAGCAAAAUCAAGCCCAGACCAGCAUCUACCUAUAUCCUUCAGUCCACAUUGCCUUCCAUAUCAUCCGCAUCCUUUGCCUCCAGGGGAUCUAAUUAUCUGGUUGGUUCUGAAUCUGAAUCAGAAAGCCAUCUUACAGAGAGAUAUGCCAAAAAGAGACAGAAGAAGAAAAAGAACCUGACAUUGUUUUCAAGUUCCAGCGAGAUCAAGAAAUCCUGCUCCCAACAGCCUAUUGUCAUUAUGAAAUGUAUGCACUGUGAAAUUACAGAAACUUCACAAUGGAGAGAAGGGCCAAUGGGACCAAAGACCCUUUGCAAUGCAUGUGGGGUUCGCUACAGGUCAGGACGCCUCUUUCCAGAGUAUCGUCCUGCCGCAAGUCCUACAUUCAUUCCGUCAUUGCAUUCCAACUCUCACAAGAAGGUGGUAGAGAUGAGAAAAAAAGCCAAGCUGCCGUUGUCAAACCCCCCCAAAAUGUCGUUCCAAUGGCAGUAGAUGUAUAGAAAGUGUUGUUUGAGAAA